Ostrea edulis (European flat oyster) is the source of this 3042-nucleotide messenger RNA. RefSeq lists its product as uncharacterized. Gene Ontology annotation, biological process: DNA integration; proteolysis. Gene Ontology annotation, molecular function: nucleic acid binding; aspartic-type endopeptidase activity. The record is from RefSeq and is a predicted model, not a curated record. Lineage: Eukaryota; Metazoa; Mollusca; Bivalvia; Ostreida; Ostreidae. The transcript has a single exon. The coding region runs from base 1 to 3042 and encodes 1013 amino acids.
AUGAUAGACAUUAAUGUGGGCGGAGCUACAGUGCAAAUGCUAAUCGACUCUGGCGCUACCUGCAACAUCGUAAACUCCGAUAUAUGGAGCGUCAUCCGCGCUAACAACGAGAAUAUGUCCCUAUCGAGAAAUACCAAAAGAUUGUUUUCUUACGGAUCAAAGGAACCACUACAAAUACUAGGAACUUUUCAGACAGUUGCAAAGUAUGGGUUACGUGAAACAUCUGCAGAAUUUGUUGUCGUUAAAGGUGAUUAUAUUUCCUUACUAGGGAAGGAUACAGCAGUCGAGCUAGGAGUUCUACGUAUUGGAGUCGAGGGGUCAGACUUUUGUUCUGUUAUAAGCGAAAUAGAUAAGAUCGUUGCCUCAAGGAAUACUGUUUUCGAUGGAGUAGGGAAGCUUAAAAAUUUUCAGCUUAGAAUUCAUGUUGACAAAACCGUGACUCCAGUAGCACAACCGCUACGACGCUUACCAUUUAAUGUAAGAAAAAGCGUGAACAAGAAGCUUGAGGAGCUGGAGAAGAUGGACAUAAUUGAGAAGGUAAACAACCCCACGGCUUGGGUAUCACCACUUGUCGUUGUGCCAAAGAAAAACGGGGAAAUUCGAAUUUGUGUCGAUAUGAGACGGGCCAAUACUGCAGUUCAACGUGAACGAUACCCGAUCCCGACGGUGGACGAAAUGCUGGAAGACAUGAAUGGCAGCAAGGUGUUCUCCAAGCUUGAUUUACGUUGGGGAUACCACCAGAUAGAGCUGGACGAGGAAUCAAGGGAGAUAACUACGUUUGUGACACACGAGGGCCUCUAUCGCUAUAAGCGCCUCAUGUUUGGAAUUUCCUCAGCAUCCGAAAUCUACCAAAGGGUGAUAGGGCAAGUCAUUCAAGGAGUCCGAAAUUUGUCUGAUGACAUAAUUGUUUACGGAACAGACGAGGUGGACCAUAACAGGAAGCUUACAAAAGUGCUUGACAGAUUGGCAGAGAAGGGACUGACUCUAAAUAGAGAAAAGUGCAAAUUCGGUCUGUCGAAAAUUGUAUUCCUCGGACACGUGAUUUCGUCAGAAGGAAUCCGGCCUGACCAAGAAAAGGUCCAAGCAGUAUCAGAGACCAGGACGCCGACGAAUAGUUCUGAAAUAAGGAGUUUUCUUGGACUAGCUAAUUACUGCGGCCGUUUCAUACCGAAUUUUUCGACGAUUGCAGCCCCACUACGCGAGCUAACAAGGAAGAGCACGCACUGGAGGUGGACGCAAAAACACCAGGAUGCGUUUGACAUGCUUAAAAAAGCCCUUGUAAGUGCUGAAGCACUAGCAUACUACAACCCAAAAGCCGAGACGAGGAUAAUAGUGGAUGCAAGUCCCGUAGGACUGGGAGCCAUACUAGCACAGAAACAACCAGACGGAUUCUUUAAACCAAUUGCAUAUUCAAGUCGAUCUCUAACCGAUGUAGAGCAGAGAUACUCACAGACUGAGCGCGAAGCGCUGGGUGUAGUGUUCGGUUGUGAAAAGUUCCACAUGUACAUAUACGGACUAGAGUUCGAAAUCUGGACUGAUCAUAAGCCACUGACCUACAUUUACUCUCCAAAGUCAAAACCACCAGCCAGGAUCGAGCGAUGGAUUUUGCGACUACAGCCUUAUAAGUAUAAGAUCGUCUACAUACCUGGACCAAAGAAUGCUGCUGAUGCUCUAUCGAGAUUGAGCCGAAAUCGGGUUGGCCGAAUACGCCACAUUGCAGAGGAGUACGCGUAUUUCAUCGCAGAAAAUGCUGUACCAAAAGCACUGACCAUCCAAGAAGUUCGUCAGAAAACAUCGGAGGACCCAGAACUCGCGGAGAUUAUGAGGAAGAUCAAGACGGGGGACGGUCGUCUGAGUCCAAAAUUUCGUACCGUGGAGGCGGAGCUUUCAGUCGUUGACGGAAUAGUAUUACGUGGAUCGCGCAUCAUAUUACCCAAGUGCCUCAGGAGGCAAACAAUUUCCCUGGCCCACGAAGGACACCAGGGUAUUGUCCGGACGAAACAGAGACUAAGAGAGAAGGUAUGGUGGCCAGGUAUCGAUAUAGAAGCCGAGCGAUUUGUCAGAGCGUGUCAUCAAUGCCAACUUUUAACAAACAGCAAUAGACCCGAACCAGUUCGAACAACUGUUUUACCUGACGGGCCAUGGCAGGAUCUGGCUAUAGACCUUAUGGGACCGUUUCCCUCUGGGGAAUACCUAUUAGUCGUUAUAGACUAUUUCUCCCGAUUCCAGGAAGUAGCCAUAAUGAAGAAGAUAACUAGUGAGAGGAUCAUUUUCCAACUUGAAAGUAUGUUCGCAAGGCACGGCUUACCUUACAGCAUGCGGAGUGAUAAUGGACCACAGUUUGUGUCGGAGGAGUUUAAGGGAUACCUGGAUUUAAAUGGUAUCAAACACAUUCGGACCACUCCAUACUGGCCGCAAGGGAAUGGGGAAGUAGAAAGGCAAAACCGAACAUUACUAAAAGCUAUAAAGGCGGCAAACGCGGAACGUAAAGAUUGGAGACGAGAAUUACCAAAGUUCUUACUUGCGUAUCGCACGACCCCGCAUUCUACAACUGGAAAAAGCCCUGCAGAGUUGUUGUAUAACCGGAAAAUCCAUACCAAGUUACCAGAGAUGAGUAAAAGGAUCGAUCACCAAGAGUUACGAGAAACAGAUGCGAGACAGAAAUUAAAAUUCAAAAGAAGGACGGACGAGAGGCGUGGCGCCGUAGAGUCCAAAGUUGAAAUUGGCGACACAGUUGUACAACGUCAGCCUAAGCGCGAUAAGCUGUCAACCGAGUUCGCGCCUGAAAAGUUUGUCGUGAGGGAGAAAUGCAGGAAUGCAGUGACACUCGAAGAUGAAAAUGGAUCAUCAGUAAAGCGAAACUGCACAGCUGUAAAGAAAUUCAUAUCGAACCGCGAAAAUGAAACAGAAUCGCGUGACCCGGAAAUUAGCGCAGAAGAAUCCGGAGAUGAAUCUGAUAAAGACCGUUCUGUCACAGAUACCGGAAGACCAUCCCGGGAACACAAGCCACCUGCGUAUCUAAGAGACUAUGUGACCACUUGA